Molecule: messenger RNA, 693 nt
Organism: Pelodiscus sinensis (Chinese soft-shelled turtle)
Lineage: Eukaryota; Metazoa; Chordata; Testudines; Trionychidae
Source: RefSeq, a predicted model, not a curated record
CCUUGUUUCUUUAUUUUUCAGGCUGAAGUGGAAGAAACGUUGAAGCGAAUUCAGAGCCAAAAGGGAGUCCAAGGAAUCAUUGUUGUUAAUUCGGAAGGUAUUCCUAUCAAAAGCACAGUGGACAAUUCUACAACAGUGCAAUAUGCAGGCCUAAUGCACAGCUUCAUCAUGAAGGCCAGGAGCACUGUGCGAGACAUUGAUCCCCAGAAUGACCUGACGUUCCUGCGGAUCCGCUCCAAGAAAAAUGAGAUCAUGAUUGCUCCAGAUAAAGACUAUUUCCUGAUCGUCAUCCAGAAUCCAACAGAAUGAGACUUAAGUUAGUCUGGUUUUCCCUCACUUCCCGAUAUUUUUUUAAUUUAAUAGCCAAAAACAAAGCAUUAGUGUUAAUUCUAUUGUGCCAGCUUAAAAAUGACCAAGCGGAAAGCAUUCCGCUCUUUUUUUAUUUACAAAGAAGUAAAAGUAUCACUAAAAUGACAUUCCCUGAAAGGGGUAUGAGGAUUAAAAUCAAGUGACUUCAGCAGUCAGAAAUGGACAGAUUUCUUUUAGUGUUCAAGAAAAUAACUUAAUAUAAUAGAAAUUCUAAUAGUGCGAUCUAAAAAUGAAUCCUUGUGGUUUGCACACUCCAGUCAAUUUUGUCUGAAUUAUGGUUUUACUUUAUUGGUUUUGAAUCACUGUAAAUAUGAAGCUUAAUUG